Nicotiana attenuata is the source of this 621-nucleotide messenger RNA. RefSeq lists its product as uncharacterized. The record is from RefSeq and is a predicted model, not a curated record. Lineage: Eukaryota; Viridiplantae; Streptophyta; Magnoliopsida; Solanales; Solanaceae. The transcript has a single exon. The coding region runs from base 1 to 621 and encodes 206 amino acids.
AUGGGGGAUUAUAAUGCUGUCCUACAUGCACAAGACAGACAACAUGGUUCUGAGAUUCAAGAUAUGGAGACAAAAGAUUUUAAGGAGUAUAUGAAUGAUACUGGGAUGAAUGAAUUACAAUAUGUGGGAAAAAAUUACACAUGGACUAACAACCAUACUUACAACAGGAUAGACAGGGGGCUUGUGAAUGCUAACUGGAUGAUGACAAUGCCAAAUUUGAAAGUGCAGGUGCUAGAGCCACUUGUGUCUGAUCACUCACCACUGAAAUUAAUGAUCACACAGGUACAGGGAAAGAAGAACAAAUUAUUCAGAUUUUUCAACUGUAUAGCUGAUCAUCCCCAAUUCAUACAGCAAGUUGAGCUAGCUUGGAAAGAAAGGGGUGCAAAAGGGACGAUGCAGGCAGGCUGGAAUAACCUCAAAAAGACAAUGAAGGUUAUCAAAGGGAUAAACAUACAACACAAUAAAGGGGUUGAUAAAAGGAUUAAAGAGACCAGGAAGGAGUUGCAGUCAGUACAAGAGAAAAUGAGUUGUAGACUACAAAAGAUAGAGUUAAUUGAGAAGGAGAAAGCCUUGAAGUGUGAAUUAGAAAAAUGGGUAAUGAUUGAAGAGAGUAUAUACUAG